AUGCAGAGUCCAACUCCCGACAACGAGGUGUUCUCAACGCCGCCCUCGACCCCCAGAGACUUCCUGGCCAUGAACGGCAGCACCGAACCCGACAUCCGUCCCUCUCUCACACGCAAGUCGUCCCGCCCACUCUCCAACUUGCACAUCGCGCACUUUGCAACCGGCGACAUCGAGCUCGAUCAGAACUCGCCCUCGCCUCGACCGCCUCAGACUGCAGCACCCACGCAGCCCAGCAAGAACUCAAAUAUAGCGCCCUCUCAACCGGCCGAGCAUCCUCAAACAUCACCCUCGGCCGCAUCUUCCUCCUCUGACUCGCCGUUUCACGUUGCCAACUCGCUGGCAUCACCCUACUUUGUGCAUUCAAACCUCGAGAACGGCAAUAGUCUCGGGGAUUUGCUCAAGGCGCGCACGGGCAACGGCCUCUUCGCCGAUCUGGGCGUCUCGAAGAGCUUACAGUCGCCCAUGAUCGAGUACUAUAAGCCCGGGCGGCUACAGCACACGCAGAACGGCGACGCGUACGAAGAUGACGACGACGAGUCGAGCGUGAGCUUGACGAAGCAUCUCGCCGAGACGGCCGUCGGUGUACGCGAGAUGAGCAAGCAGCUUGGACGAGCCCGCAUCAAAUCCAACAUCCAGAGCAUCCUCAUCGUCACCAAGGCCAGGGACAACCGCCUGAUCAAGCUCACGCGGGAGUUGGCGCUCUACCUUAUGCUCAAGAAGGGUCAGAACGGCCGAGGACCCAUCGUUUACGUCGACCAUCAGUUGCGCACGUCGCGCCGCUUCGACGCUGCUGGUAUCGAACGCGAAUACCCCGACUUGUUCACACCCUUCCCUCGCCGGAGAUCAUCCAGCAGCAACUCCGUCGCUUCCCUGUCUACGCUCUCCAGCCUUUCCAGCGCCGAUGCCAAUAAUGGCACGAACAUGAAUGAGGAAGGCCAAUUGCGAUAUUGGACUUCCGACAUGUGCAGUCGUAGCCCACACCUCUUUGACUUUGUCGUGACGUUGGGAGGUGAUGGUACGGUCCUCUUCACAUCAUGGCUCUUCCAACGCAUCGUGCCGCCCGUAUUGCCAUUCGCUCUCGGCUCGCUCGGCUUCCUCACCAACUUCGACUUCGCGGAUCACGCAUCCGUCAUGGACAAUGUCCUCGACAACGGGAUCCGCGUCAACCUUCGUAUGCGCUUCACAUGUACCGUAUAUCGCGCCGUGCGCGGGCCAGAGGGUGAACGUAAAAGGAAGGCCGUUAAGAAGGGCGACACGGGUGAGAUUAUGAUGCGUAACGUGGAGAAGGGCGGCUGGGAAGCACUUGAAGGCGGCACCAUGCACGAGCAUCGCCCGGCGAAGGACAAGGAGAUCAUGUGCUUCACAACGCGUCCUGUCGAGAGCUUCGAAGUACUCAACGAUCUGGUCAUUGACCGCGGACCCAGUCCUUAUGUUAGCAUGCUUGAGCUCUUCGGUGACGAGCACCAUAUGACAACCGUCCAGGGAGACGGUCUGACGAUCUCGACGCCGACUGGUUCAACUGCGUACUCUCUAUCCGCGGGUGGCUCGUUGGUACAUCCAGAGAUCCCGGCGAUUCUCAUCACGCCCAUUGCACCCCACACACUCUCUUUCCGCCCGAUGUUGCUACCGGAUAGUAUGGAGGUCCGUGUCUGUGUGCCGUUCAACUCGCGCAGCACGGCGUGGGUAUCGUUUGACGGUCGUGGGCGCGUUGAGCUCAAGCAGGGAGACCACAUCAAAGUCACCGCUUCGAAGUACCCCUUCCCAACCGUAUGUCACGAUAAACAAUCCACCGAUUGGUUCCACGCCAUUUCGCGUACGCUCAAGUGGAACGAUCGCGAGCGACAGAAAUCAUUCGUGGUCGUCGAGGAGGGCCCAGAGAAGAAGAAGGCGUCAGUCGAAGCGAACACGAAAGGCAAUGGUUGGGAAGAUGAUCUCUCUGGGCAAGAUGAGGAGGACGAAAACGACGAGGAUGAAGUCGACGAGAAGUUCGACAUCGAUGAUCUCUCGUCCGAGAACAAGCCCGAGGGCUCGGUUGCUCAGGUCGAUGUUGUGCGUAACACCUCGGCGCAGACCCUGGACACCGCCCGUUUGAAGGCAUUCGAGCAACAGUCCGACAACGACGCUGCACAUCGCGCCGCCGAAGCGCUCUUGAGCGGACGAGCGGUACCCGGUAAUCAACAUCGCUCCGGUCUACACUCGGGCGUUGACAGCCCCAACCGCUACAUCGCAGGCUCCCCGCCACACUUGCCACCUGCCCAGCAUCCGCAGUCCGCGCGCCACGUCCACUUCCCUCACCAACCUGCUCCACGGCCUCACAGUGGCGCUCAUGCGCCCAGCAGCGGUGGUGGUCCGCUCCGUGACGACGCGCGCACACCGACUGCUGCAGAGCACCGCCAUCGCUCACGCUCUCGAGGACGCUCGCGCGUCGAAUCAGCGCCCGCACCCCAACCGCGCGCUUUCGCGGUCUUCGGGGCUGACGAGAGCGACAGUGCACCUAGUGACACGGAGUCAUAG
This is a messenger RNA of Peniophora sp. CBMAI 1063, 2514 nucleotides long. Lineage: Eukaryota; Fungi; Basidiomycota; Agaricomycetes; Russulales; Peniophoraceae. The record is from the annotation of a GenBank genome assembly.